ACCAUAAUAAAAAGACGUUGCAAUUAGCCAAAGUGUAACAAAUAGAUAGAUAUCACACUAUGGGUCUAUUCAUUCCUACAGACAAGCUACCAAACUUGAAAUUAUACAAAUAUUCCGCCAUUGACGAAUCUGUGAUCUCCAAGUACAUUUUGAAAAAAUGGUGGAACUACUUUGUUGAAAUUAUUCCCAUGUGGGUUGCUCCCAAUAUGGUGACCCUUGGGGGGUUGAUGUUCAUUGUCGCCAAUCUCGCUGCUGUUUUCUACUAUGAUCCAUACUUGGACACUGAAUCGCCUCGUUGGUGUUAUUUCUUUUAUGCGUUUGGAAUAUUUAUGUAUCAAACCAUGGACGGAUGUGACGGAUGUCACGCCAGAAGAACGGGGCAAUCUGGACCUCUUGGAGAGUUAUUUGAUCACUCAAUUGAUGCUAUAAACACCACCUUGGGUGCACUUGUGUUUGGGUCUGUUAUGAAGAUGGGUUAUGGAGUAUUGUUGAUGAUUUCGUUAUUUGCAUCCACAUGUAACUUUUAUGCUUCAACCUGGGAAGAAUACCAUACCGGGACCCUUUUCCUUUCCAAAUUUUCUGGACCAGUUGAAGGGAUCCUCAUGAUUUGUGUUGUGUUUAUCAUAACUGGGAUUUUCGGUCCCGACAUCUGGAACCAAGAACUUUUCGUUUUAGACUUGAGUUCAUUGGACAGAGGAGAAUUGCCAGUUAAUUCUUCGAUUAUCUAUGUCAUUCUUGGAUUAUCAUCAUUAUACUUCAAUAUUGUCUCGGCCAUGCAAAAUGUCAGCAAAUACUACGAGGAAAAGUUUCACCAUUCUGACCGUGCCAAGACUGCUACUGACGAAGCAUAUUUAGGGUUCUACCCUUUCUUCAUCUACUGGGCUUCAGCAAUUGCCUUUAUUAUUUUCUAUCCGCAAGUGAUGACCAUCUACGGGUUCCCAUUUGUUAUCAGUAUGGGAAGCACAGUUGCCUUUUCAGUCGGAAGAAUCAUUGUUGCUCAUGUCACCCAUCAAGAAUUCCCAUUUGUCAACUACCCUAUGUUUGUUCCAGUAGCUCAAUUCUUGAUAUGUAAAUUCUUGAUCAAUGUUUACGGAUAUGACACUGAAAAGGUUUUACAUGCUAUUUGUUGGUUAGGAUGUGGAUUCUGUGUUGGACUCCAUACCCUUUUCUUUGCUGAAAUUAUCCAAGAUAUCACUGCUUAUUUGGAUAUCUGGGCCUUGUCAAUUAAGCACAAGAGAGCGUAGCACUAUUACGACUUACAUAUAGAGAGAGUAAGAAAGUGUUUGGAUAGAUAAAUAUUAACUUGUAAAUCUUUGUAUUUCAUGAAUAGACACACACACACAUUUAUAUUUAUAUACAGGCUUUGGAUCAACUUUACUUCUUUUCGGAAAAGGCGGCUUCAGAACCAGGAGCCAACACAUCUUGGGCCGAUUGUUGCAAGGACAAAUCCUUUUCCAUUUCUUGUAAUUGGGUUUCGGAUAAAAUAGCCAAGGCCAAUGGAACACCUAAUAAUAAGGCGGAGGAGGUCAAAGUCCACAAGAACUUACCACCAUUGUUUAAGGUGGCAUUAACAGUGGAUUUUAUGGUUUCGGUGACGGAAACAAGUUGUUCACGUUGUUCAGGAGCAAUUAUAUCCUUCAAAGCAACAAUUCUGUCGUAAAUAGUUUCAUUUUCAAAAUCGUAGUCAUCAUCGAAUUCAUCGUCGGAUUCAGAUUCGGAUUCUUCUUCACUGUCAACUAUGGAAGUGCUGGCUGGCUUUUCUUCGAAUUGGGCUUGGGUUUCGUCGUCGAUUUGAGUUAAUUUGACCAUGGUGUAUUGAUUUCUAUAAGGGUGAUU
Molecule: messenger RNA, 1836 nt
Organism: Spathaspora passalidarum NRRL Y-27907
Lineage: Eukaryota; Fungi; Ascomycota; Pichiomycetes; Serinales; Debaryomycetaceae
Product: bifunctional diacylglycerol cholinephosphotransferase/ethanolaminephosphotransferase
Exons: 1
Coding region: 60-1244 (394 amino acids)
Biological process (GO): phospholipid biosynthetic process
Cellular component (GO): membrane
Molecular function (GO): phosphotransferase activity, for other substituted phosphate groups
Source: RefSeq, a predicted model, not a curated record